UGACGUAGUAGACAUUCUAUAUAUAUAGGCUGCACAAGUAUGUCAGUAUUCAUCGGUCGGCGGUUCUGUACUCAGCUUAACAAUGAAUAACAGCGGUUCGCUGGGUGUGAUAUGGUUCACGUUUGCGUGCUGUUUGUUCUUCGUCAUCACAUACAACAGUCGCAAUGUGCACUGCUCGCAUGCCGCCAACGCGAAAGUUUACACGGAACAAGAACCAAAUCAUCUGAAAGAAAUUCACUCACGUGCGCUACUGUACAACCAGCACUCGUUAAAGUCGGACUUAAGUCUCGAGUGAAUUGUUAUUCUACGGAAUAUACAUAUAGACAGUACUGGAUCGAAAACGGUAAGGAGAAGGUGACCGAGAAACUCAAGUACGUGAAUAAAAGAGGCGUCGCCAAAAAUAUAAUCAUGUUUCUGGGUGACGGUAUGUCGCUGACUACGUUGACGGCAUCGCGUAUCUACAAAGGUCAAAUGGAAAAACGUUCCGGUGAGAAUGAGUACUUGAGUUUCGAGAAAUUCCCAUUUGUUGGCAUGUCAAAGACUUACUGCGUGGACAAGCAAGUGCCUGACUCGGCAUGCACGGCCACCGCUUACCUGUCAGGCGUGAAGACCAACUUUGAGAUGGUCGGGUUGUCGGCCUCGGUGAAGCUGAACGACUGUCCCGGGUCGGUGGUGCCCGGUAACCAGACAGAGUCCCUAGCCGAUUGGUCUAUGGCGAAGGGUAAAGCUGUCGGACUGGUGACUACAACUCGUGUAACGCACGCAUCCCCCGCCGGAAUGUACGCGCACGCAGCGAAUCGGGAAUGGGAGUCGGAUGCUUACUUAUCAAAGGCGGCGAAUAUAACUGACGUGACUCAAUGCGAGGACAUAGCCAAACAGCUAAUAACGAGAAGCCCCGGGAUAGACUUGAAGGUGAUACUAGGUGGAGGUCGUGAAAUGUUUUUUCUUAAUAAUACAGAUCAUAAUGGAUCAAGAUCUGAUAUGGAUCUCGUACAAUUUUGGAAGAAAGAUAAAGCAAAACGUUUUGGAAAUGAUAAAUCAGCAUACGUUGAAAACAGAGAACAACUAUUAAAUGUUGACCCUUCUAAGACCGAUUAUUUAUUAGGUCUUUUUGAAAAAAGACAUAUGAAAUUUCAUUUGCAUGCGGAUGCUAGAAUACAGCCCACUUUGAUGGAAAUGACUAAAAAAGCCAUAGACAUUUUGAAGAAAGAGAAAAAUGGAUUUUUCCUGUUCGUUGAGGGUGGACUUAUUGAUGCGGGGCACCACAAAACAAUGGCAAAAUUAGCGUUGGACGAGACGGUGGAGUUUUCCAAAGCCAUCCAACAGGCUGUCGACAUGACCAGCGAAGACGACACACUGAUCGUCGUUACUUCCGAUCACUCACAUACCAUGACAAUGGCAGGUUAUCCGACGAGGGGCAACGACGUUUUGAGUACUUUCGGGUCACUUGGAUCCGAUAAUUUGCCGUACACUACGCUUAGCUAUGCUAAUGGUCCGAAAAAUCAUCAGUCUGAUGAGAAUUGCGCUCGUCAGGAUUUAUCCAAUGUUGACACAAAUGAUCCGUCGUUUACGUAUCCUAAUAUGGUGCCAUUGAAAGACGAAACCCACGGAGGUGACGACGUUAUGGUAUUCGCCCGGGGUCCUUGGGCCCACCUGUUCUCUGGAAAUUAUGAACAGAACCUUAUACCUCUGACGAUGGGAUUCGCGGCUGGUGUGGGACCGGCUGCCAAUCUGGAGGGUGGUCCAGCCGCGUUUACAUCCGCUGGAUUUAGCGCCGCGGCCAUCUCGUCGCCGCUCGCUAUACUCAUCAGUGUCUUACUGACAACAGCUGUUAUCCAGCGCGUUUGUUUGUAGACUACAUUUGAAACAUCCGUUUUUCGAUUACAAUAUUAAUCUGUACAUUUUUUUCUGUGUAUAACAAUGUCUUAACUAGUCACAAUGUGAUGGUAAAAUUAAAAUUUUUAUUUGGGUAA
Molecule: messenger RNA, 1973 nt
Organism: Rhopalosiphum maidis (corn leaf aphid)
Lineage: Eukaryota; Metazoa; Arthropoda; Insecta; Hemiptera; Aphididae
Product: alkaline phosphatase-like
Biological process (GO): dephosphorylation
Molecular function (GO): alkaline phosphatase activity
Source: RefSeq, a predicted model, not a curated record